CUGUCGCUCCUCGUGCUGCCCGAGUUCUACGAGGUCGUGCGCCUCGCACCGACGGCGCCCAUUCCCGCGGACCUCUUCGCGUGCGCGGACCCGAACGCCGUCGUGUCCAUCACGCGCACGGCCGACGAGCUGUCGAUCAUCCGGCCGCGCGGCGCGCGGCGCAUCGACGGCGAGACGCGCGAGGAGGGCUGGCGCGCGCUGAAAGUCAAAGGUCCGCUGCCGUUCCACCUCGUGGGCGUGCUGAGCCACCUGUCGGCGACGCUCGCGGCGGCGGGCGUGUCCAUCUUCGUCAACAGCACCUACGACACGGACUACGUGAUGGUCAAGGACGACAAGCUCCACGCGGCCGUCGACGCUUUGAAGGCCGGCGGCUCCGCCGUCGACGGCGCGCCG
This is a messenger RNA of Aureococcus anophagefferens, 393 nucleotides long. RefSeq lists its product as hypothetical. The record is from RefSeq and is a predicted model, not a curated record. Gene Ontology annotation, cellular component: cytosol. Gene Ontology annotation, biological process: regulation of intracellular signal transduction; cellular response to L-arginine. The annotation marks the transcript as partial. The transcript has a single exon. NCBI's taxonomy places the organism in Eukaryota, Pelagophyceae, Pelagomonadales, Pelagomonadaceae.